UGGGGAGGGGCAGGCAGGGCCGCAGCCGCAGGUGCCCGAGGGACAGCCAUCCGUCCAGCUUCCUCCUGCUGCCGCCGGGGGUCCACCAGCCCAGGUCCUGUAGUGGAGACACGCUUCCCGGGACCCAGCGACCUCAUUCGGCCAUCGGGGUGCAGGUCACCUGUGCCCUUCUGGUUUGGGAUCGUGUUCGAUGCGGGGUCCUCCCACACGUCCCUCUUCGUGUACCAGUGGCCGGCGGACAAGGAGAACGACACGGGUGUGGUCAGCCAAGCCCUGGCCUGCCAGGUGAAAGGGCCGGGGAUCUCCUCCUACGCCAGUGACCCUGCGCAGGCUGGCGAGAGCCUGCGGGGCUGCCUGGAGGAGGCGCUGGCCAAGAACAGCUCCCAGGCCGAGCACAUCUUUGCAGAGGUCGCCCAAGUCCUGGGCCGGGCUCCCCUGGCCUUCUGGGGCGCCGAGCUCCUGGCCGGGCAGGAUGAAGGCGCCUUGGGCUGGAUCACCGGGCGGGAGGGGCCGGGCCGGCCUGCGUGGCCGUAUUCCUUCUCCGGAGAGUGGAUCCGGCCCCCGGAGGGGACGCUGGUGGGCGCCCUGGACAUGGGCGGAGCCUCCACCCAGAUCACCUUCGUGCCCGGAGGCCCCAUUCGGGACGAGAGCACCCAGGCCUCCUUCCGCCUCUACGGCUUCGAGCACCGCGUCUACACCCACAGCUACCUCUGCUUCGGGCGCGACCAGAUGCUGAACAGGCUGCUGGGCUGGCUGGUGCAGAACUUCUACCACACCUUCCACUUCCUGAACCUCACGGCCGGGCAGCCGCUGGCCACGGUCAACGCCACCGUCUGGGAGUUCUGCCAGAAGCCCUGGAAGCUGGUGGAGGGGGCCUGGCCCGAGCAGCAAGACCCGUCAGAGCGGCCGCCAUGGCCGCCCGCUGCGCAGGGAAGGCUGGGGGAGGCUGCUGGCCUCCGACAUCACAGCCUCUGA
Myotis brandtii (Brandt's bat) is the source of this 975-nucleotide messenger RNA. RefSeq names its product ectonucleoside triphosphate diphosphohydrolase 8 (gene ENTPD8). The record is from RefSeq and is a predicted model, not a curated record. Gene Ontology annotation, molecular function: UDP phosphatase activity; GDP phosphatase activity. The annotation marks the transcript as partial. Lineage: Eukaryota; Metazoa; Chordata; Mammalia; Chiroptera; Vespertilionidae. The transcript has 9 exons. Gene Ontology annotation, biological process: nucleoside diphosphate catabolic process. Gene Ontology annotation, cellular component: plasma membrane.